This is a messenger RNA of Brienomyrus brachyistius, 2036 nucleotides long. Its product is annotated as ubiquitin-conjugating enzyme E2 E2-like. The coding region runs from base 378 to 857 and encodes 159 amino acids. Gene Ontology annotation, molecular function: ubiquitin conjugating enzyme activity. Lineage: Eukaryota; Metazoa; Chordata; Actinopteri; Osteoglossiformes; Mormyridae. Gene Ontology annotation, cellular component: nucleus. The transcript has 4 exons. The record is from RefSeq and is a predicted model, not a curated record. Gene Ontology annotation, biological process: protein polyubiquitination.
AUCCCCGUGGAUUUGCCGCCACCUCUUGUAAGCUCCCGCGAUCAGAGUUAGAAUGAGACAAUCUCCCUAGGCACCAGGCCGUAGCCAAGAGAGACAUCACGGUUUGUUUGGCCGCUACAGUACUGACACAUACACCGAUCAGCCAUAACAUUAAGACCACAUGCCUAAUAUUGUGUAGGUCCCCCCCUGAGUCACCAAAACAGCUCUGGUCCAUUGAGGUUUGGACUCCCUAAGACCUCUGCACAAUAUUAACAGUGUAAGUCCUGUAAAUCGUGAGGUCGGGCCUCCAUGGAUUGGACUUGUUUGUCCAGCACAUCCCACUAAUGCUCGAUCUGUUUGAGAUCUGAGGAAAUUGGAAACGCCUUGAACUCUUUCUCAUGUUCCUCAAACCGGGUGCAUUAUCCUGCUGGAAGGGGCCACUGUCAUCGGGGAGUAUGGUUGCCAUGAAGAGGUGCACUUGGUCUGCAGUAGUGUUUAGUGCGGGACCCAAGGGAGAUAACAUCUACGAGUGGAGGUCCACCAUCCUGGGACCCCCGGGGUCCGUGUACGAGGGGGGUGUCUUCUUCCUCGACAUCGCCUUCACGCCCGACUACCCCUUCAAACCACCCAAGGUGACAUUCCGCACGAGGAUCUACCACUGCAACAUCAACAGCCAGGGCGUGAUCUGCCUGGACAUCCUGAAGGACAACUGGAGUCCCGCCCUCACCAUCUCCAAGGUGCUGCUGUCCAUCUGCUCCCUGCUCACCGACUGCAACCCCGCUGACCCCCUGGUUGGGAGCAUCGCCACACAGUACCUGACCAACAGAGCGGAACACGACAGGAUAGCCAAACAGUGGACCAAGCGAUACGCCACAUAGAUCUUCGGAGCCACCGCCCCCCAAGCCACCACCUCCCCCCUGCUCGUUGCUUCACCAAAACUCGUGUCCCUCCGCCUCCCCCCACUCCGUGAAAGCACACCCAGUCAGUGCGGCCUUGGCCCCCCCCCCCCAUCCCUCACACCUUUUCUUUUUGUGAAAAGAAUCGUCCUUUGUUCCUUGUUGACUUGAAAGCUUCUUUUUAUACAAAGAGCAGACUUGGAUUUUAUUUUCCAACUCACUGAAUGUUGAAACUGUCAUAGAAAAAAAAAGCUUGAUGAUGAUGAUUAUUAUUAUUAUUAUUGUUGUUGUUAUUAUCCAGCUGAAACGUGUUUCCGCUCCUUUGAACAUGACAGCAGGGACAUUGCAGGUGAUAUUUUGUUUUCAUUCUCCCCUAUAGUGUUUAGUCACUUAUGAUUCACGUCUGCAGGAAGAUGAUGGAGAUUUAAUUUUUUACCAGACUCGCGGCGUUCGAAUACACUAUCCGAGCUCUACUUUCCUAAUUUUUUAACGUAUGUAUUUUUUUUAAGACGCCGACUGCAGCCGCGUCCGUCUCCCUGGCGUAGAGAGACGUGACUGUGUAGAUUUUUCUCCUGCCUGCUACGGUUUGAUGACGAAGCUGUUUGCUGUACACUCGCGUUGUGGAAGCGCUGAAUAAAACACUGGCCAAACCUGGAGCCCAGAGUCCUGGCUUUGGUCAUUCUUGGGUCUCUUGACGCAGUUCCAGCAGCAUCAUGUGUGCGAUUCCGAGGUCAAUCGAGAAGGACAAAUGCAUGCGUGAACCACAAGGAGGGUCCAGUUCUCCUUGUCGUUCUGGUUUCAGGUUUAAACAUGGGUUCUGCUGCCAGCUGGUGCCCCAGUUAAGCUGUUGACUGAAUAACGAAUCUGAGGUAUGAAAGCAAGAACCACAGUCAUACUACUCACAGAAGAAGCAGGCCCAUCUCUCUUACUGCAGGAAACCACACAUGUUCUUAACUGUGACAUCACAGCUUACUCUCAGUGGAGAAGGAGCAUCACCUACGUCAUUUUAUAAAACAGCAUUCAAACAGUUCAGUAUUAAAAUAGUACUCAAUAUAUUCUGUGUACUUUGUAAUGUAUGUUUUCUGUUGUACAGAAGUGGUCUGUUAAAUUUGGUUUUCCUUAAAAAAUUAAAGAUUUUUUUAAGAAUGCCCUACCAGCAUA